This is a messenger RNA of Brassica napus (rape), 3945 nucleotides long. RefSeq lists its product as uncharacterized. The record is from RefSeq and is a predicted model, not a curated record. The coding region runs from base 2925 to 3728 and encodes 267 amino acids. The transcript has 2 exons. NCBI's taxonomy places the organism in Eukaryota, Viridiplantae, Streptophyta, Magnoliopsida, Brassicales, Brassicaceae.
AUUUUUAAAAAAAUUGUUUGGAUUGAUAAAAUUGAUUUAUACGUUCGCACCAAUUUAAUUAUAUAUGUAAUAGUUACUGACUUUAAAUUAUUCAAUAUAUAUUUAUUAUUUCGUAAUAUGUAAGAACAUAUAAUACAUAAAAUAAUUUAUAUAUAUAAUGUUUAUCCCGCGCAAGGCGCGGAUCUUAAUCUAGUAUGCAUAGUAUUUAGGCAUCUCCAACUCAUAACACUAUUUUAGUGUCAAAAUUACACUAUUUUAGUGCAGUUUUAGCACUAAAUAUUUUUGACUCUCCAACCACAACACCAAAUCUUACACUAAAAAGAAUAUUCUCCAUUACUAAAUUAUUAAAAAGAUUCUUUAUUUUUAAUAUUUUAGUAGAAUAUUUAAUAUAUUAUGACUAACAUAUAUUAACUUAUAUUAAAAUUGUAGUUAAAAAUAAUAUUUCUAAUUCACUUUGUAAAACAUAUUUCUAAUUCAAAUAUGAAUAUAUGACAAAACUAUAUUAAAAUAUUAUUAUGAAAACAAACUCUUACAUUAAACAAUUAAAAACACAUAACAAAAGCCAAAUUACAUUAUACUAAAUUUAAGAAUUCGAAUAUUCAGACCACAAAUGUUCAAUCAAUGCAUCUCGAAGUUCGAAAUGAGCUUCCCGAUCUCUGAUUUUCUUAUGAUGAGCUAAAAAUUCUUAAAAUUGAACAUCAUCAGCACCUGUCAUCUCAACUUCUGCACUUGGAACUUCAACAUAUUCUUCAAUUGUUGCAUUUAUAUCACGUUCAUCUUCUAUAAUCAUAUUGUGCAUUAUGAUACAACUUGUCAUUAUAUCAUGUAACACUUUCUUAUUCCAUAAUCGCGAUGGUCCGGCUACAAUUGCAAAUCUUGAUUGCAAUACUCCAAAAGCCCGCUCCACGUAUUUUCGGCAUGAUUCUUGCUUCAUUGCAAAUAAUUUUUUUUGGGACCACGUGGAUCGUGAAUUAUUUGGAAGAGUGGACCAUUUUGGAUAUAUACCGUCAGCUAGGUAAUAACCCAUAUUAUAACUUUUUCCAUUUAUAACAUAAUUUGCAGGUGGAGCAGUACCUUCGGCUAGAUUAGAGAAAAAAUGAGAUGCCUCUAGCACAUUAAUAUCGUUAUUAGAUCCUAGUAGACCAAAAUAAGCAUGUCAAAUCCAAAGAUCAUAAUCAGCUACAGCCUCUAGAAUAAUGGUAGGAGAACCACUACGACCAGCAUAUUGUCCCCCCCCCAAGCAGUUGGGCAGUUUUUCCAUUUCCAAUGCAUACAAUCUAAACUACCCAACAUACCUGGAAAUCCUCGGCAUUCACCAAUAUGAAGUAUAUUAGUCGUGCAACAUCAUUAGCGUCAGGUGACCGAAGAUAACGACCUCCAAAUACCUCCACAAUAGCACGACAAAAUCGUUUUAAACUUUCCAACGCGGUUGACUCUCCUAUUUUGAUAUACUCAUCAGUGGAAUCCGCUGGUACACCGUACGCCAACAUUCGAAACACGGCAGACUGGACAACCCAAGCCUUCCAAUUCCAUCUUUUCGUUGGACAAAAUAAUUGUCAUGUCUUUGUAUAGCUUCAUAAAUACGAAGAAACAAAGUACGACUCAUCCGAAAUCUUCGUCGAAACAUCAUCUCCGGAAACAAAGGAUUCUCAGCAAAGUAAUCAUUGAAGAGAUUACGUGAAGCAUUCUCCCGAUCACAGUUGAUAACUAUAUGACCAGGAAUAGAUCCUCCAUGGGAUCCUUCGUUAAAAAGAUUUUGAGUGAUUAAAAAGUUAUUGUUUGCAGUAAUUUGACAAACUACUUGCUUUUCAAGAUCUUCAUAAUAACCAUUUUUUGAAGAUGAAGAAGAAGAAGAAGAUAUGUGAGAUGAGCUACCAAAGGUAAAAUUCAUCAUUUAGUAGAAGAAAUUUUAGAUGAUGAUCUUCUUCUCCACCCAUGAUAGACAUUUUAUAGGCACUUUGUGGCUUAGCUCCAUAACAACACUAUUAGAAAAAGACAAAUCAAUCUAAGCCAUUAAUUUUUUUAUGACAAAGAUCUAACCAUUGCAUUCAUUUGUCAUUUCAUCUCUUAUCUCCAUGAAUACAUUAAUGAAUAAAAAUAUAUAUAUUAUCAAAGCAAUUUAUGUUUUUGACAAAGAUCUAGCCAUUGUGUUCACUUGUCAUUUCAUCUCUUAUCUCCAUGACUACAUUGAUAAAGAAAAAAAGAAAAUUGAAUCAAAGCAAUUUAUGUUUUUGACAAAGAUCUAGCCAUUGCAUUCACUUGUCAUUUCAUCUCAUAUCUCCAUAAAUAUAUUAAUAAAUAAAAAACAAAAUAUAAUAAAGCAAUUUAUGUUUUUGACAAAGAUCUAGCCAUUGCAUUCACUUGUCAUUUCAUCUCAUAUCUCCAUAAAUACAUUAAUAAAUAAAAACAAAAUAUAAUCAAAGCAAUUUAUGUUUUUGACAAAGAUCUAGUCAUUGCAUUCACUUGUCAUUUCAUCUCUUAUCUCUAUGACUACAUUAAUAAAGAAAAAAAAAAUUUAAUCAAAGCAAUUUAUAUUUUUGACAAAGAUCUAGUCAUUGCAUUCACUUGUCAUUUCAUCUCUCAUCUCCAUGUCCAAAUUAUUACAAAAAGACAAAUCAAUCUAAGCCAUUGAUUUUCCUCUUUACCUCUCUAUAUAAAUGUAUACUAAUCUUGAAUAAUCUACACAUCUUCAACUCAUUUUCUUACAAGUAAUACUUUUUCCUAAAAUGACUUCAAGUCGAUCUUUGUCAUAUUCAAUUGAAGAAUAUAUGCACUUAUGUCAUGUCUAUCUUGAUGUUUCUCAAAAUCCAAUCAUAAGAAUAAACCAAUCAAAAGAUCAGUUUUGAGCAAGAGUUGAAAAUGAAUAUGAGAAGUCAAAAAUUUCUAGUCAUCAAUCAAGACCAAGAAGAUCUUUACAAACUCGAAUGACAACAAUUCUGUCUGCUUUCUCCAAGCUAAGGGGAUGUGUUAAUCAAAUUGAAAAUAAGAAUCCAAGCGGUGCUUCAGAACAAGACAUUUUGAACCAAGCAAAGAUGUUGCUCAUGCAAGAUGUCAAAUACAGUAGAGGAUUCAAAUUCGACCAUGUAUGGCCCAUCCUUAAAGGCAUAGAAAAUUUUGCAAAUAACAACACCAAUGCAUCAAGAACAUUCCAAGAAGGAGGUCGUAAUGUUACAUCAUCUCCAUCAUUUUCAAUUGAUCUUGAGUCAUCUCCAUCUCCUGGUAUGAAUUCAUUUGAUUUAAAUAUGAAUUCCGAAGAAACCACUUCUAGUUUAUCUCCAAGACCGAUGGGUAUGAAAAAAACUAAGAAAAAACUACAAUCUGAGGAGCAAUUUAAACAAAUGAUGGAGCAAAAUGAUAAGCUUAUUAAAGCUAUUACUAAAGGCACAUCUGAAAGAAAUGAAAUUCAGAGACAAAAGGUCAAGGUAGCAAAAAUGAAUGAAGAGAAUAAAAUAUUAUUCACAGAUCUAAGCUCUAUAACUGAUCCAGCUUGUCGUAUGUAUAUUGAAAACGAGAGAAAAAGAAUUUUGAAGAAAAGAACACAAACAAACCAACCUGAAGAACAUGGAGAAGACUCUCAAUACCAAAAUCAUGGAUCUCAAUAUCAAGAAUCUCAAGUUCAAGGAGAACAAGUUACCAGUGAAGAUCAAAUAUCACCAAAUGAUUUAGAAGUUUCUACUCCAUAUUCUAAUUAUUUUAAUGGGAUGAAUAAUAAUUUCCCUAAUUAUUAGAUAUUUAUCUAGGCUUAUGUUUUAAAAGUUCUUUUCUUGUAUGCAAUUUUUAUUUUUUAGUUUUAAUAUUGCAAUUUAAAUUUCUUGUGUUUGAAUUAAACUUUGCUAUGUAUUUUUAAUCUAGUUUUUAAUUUUUUUUCAUAUCAAUUAAUAUUUUAUAUUAAAUCAAUUUUAAAGAUAACAAAAGAAAUAUGGUAUAUUUAUUUUAAUUAAAAUA